This is a messenger RNA of Phycomyces blakesleeanus NRRL 1555(-), 423 nucleotides long. RefSeq lists its product as hypothetical. The record is from RefSeq and is a predicted model, not a curated record. The transcript is spliced from 6 exons. NCBI's taxonomy places the organism in Eukaryota, Fungi, Mucoromycota, Mucoromycetes, Mucorales, Phycomycetaceae. Bases 1 to 423 code for a protein of 140 amino acids.
AUGGGCAAAUACUCACUAGAUUUAAUAUAUCUCCAGUCUCCAGCUAUCCAGGUCAAGCAUCAAGAUUCCGAUCUCCCCACCAUGGUUAUAGGUAUAAAAAGCAUUAUGGGCAUAUACUCACUAGAUUUAAUAUAUCUCCAGUCUCCGGCCAUCCAGGUCGAGCUUCAAGGUGCUGAUCUCCCAUUAUAUGGUUAUAGUGUGUUUAUGAUCUGGCUACACAAUAAAAAAUUUGUUUUCCUUCCAGUGCGACAGUCCAAGCCAGCCAUCAUGGAUCCUAUAUCCGUCCAGUGUUACAGUGUCCGUGCAGUCAAAGUCAAAUUCAACAGUGAUCUUAGGGGACAGGGGUUUUUGGCUAUGGGAACGGGGGGUAACGGCACCACACAAUUUAAGGUGACUAUCAUUCCAAUUUCUCGGGAAAAAUAA